CCAUGCCAGGUCUUAUAACGCCUGGAUAGGUAUUUUUAAGUAUCAGCUAACAUCAUAUGUCAUAGCAAUCUCACCCUUGGCAGCGUUGGAAGAAAGCGGAUGUUGCCGGUUUUCAGGAAUACAGUAUUUUUAACCUAACUUCCGAUUCCUCUGCUCAGGCGUCUUUUUUCGCCUUCUACGUUAGGUUAUAGCAAUCUGGUACCUGACAACGCAGUUGAUGACGUGGCACGCAACUAUUGGUUGAUGCAUGCAACGUCUGAGCAGGGGAACGCGACCAGUGUUUGUCAGGGUUCCUGACAUCACUCACUGUUUGCAUAGAUAUAGAAUUACCCACCAGGCUGCCUACAGGAUUGCAGUAUUUGCUUUCAGCUUUUUUACCCGGGACAGCCCGCCUCUCGUUCUCGGCUGCGUGGACAUAUACAACGAGAGAUAGAGAAACGGAGGAUAGUAGGAGACAACAAGAGGAGGAGAGGAAAGGAAGAGCUAGCUGCAGCAGGCAGGCAGCUCCUUAUCUGUCUGGAUUUAAACACGCAUGUUUUCUGUGGAGAAGGAUUUCUAUUGUUGGAGGGUUUUUUUCCCCUCUCUUGAGGCCCCUGUUCAGCGGCUGGACCGUGUGUCUUUUGGGAGCUGUGUGUGUGGAGGAAGGCCGUUUAACGGCUACAGGAGCGGAGCGCGAAGCUUGCGAGCGAGCAGAGCAUCUGAAAGCCAGGGCAGGCCGGCUGGCUGCAUUGUGUGCUUUGAUGACCCCCGCUGUGUAGCUGCCUGCUCAUCAACCCCCCUCCCUCUCUCUCUCUCUCUCCCUCCCUCUUCCCUCUCUCCCUCUAUCUCCAUCGCAGCGCCCGGCCCAGCCAUGUUUGGCACAGAGUCCUCAUUAAGCAUGUUUCUGAACACCCUAACCCCCAAGUUCUACGUGGCUCUGACGGGGACCUCCUCCUUGAUAUCUGGACUCAUACUGAUAUUUGAGUGGUGGUACUUCAGYAAGUACGGUACUUCCUUCAUCGAGCAGGUGUCAGUGAGCCACCUGCGCCCUCUGCUGGGCGGCGUGGACAACAGCUCCCCAACCAACUCCAGCACCAGUAACGGAGACGCAGACUCCAACCGACAGAGUGUGUCCGAAUGUAAAGUAUGGCGAAAUCCACUGAAUUUAUUUAGAGGGGCGGAGUAUAACCGGUAUACGUGGGUGACGGGCCGAGAGCCACUCACGUACUACGACAUGAAUCUCUCGGCACAAGACCACCAGACCUUCUUCACAUGUGACUCGGACCACCUCCGGCCAGCUGACGCCAUAAUGCAGAAAGCGUGGAGAGAGAGGAACCCACAGGCACGCAUCUCCGCCGCACACGAAGCCCUUGAACUAGAGGACUGUGCGACAGCAUACAUCCUGCUGGCAGAGGAGGAGGCUACCACCAUCGUGGAGGCAGAGAAGCUCUUCAAACAGGCCGUGAAGGCAGGAGAAGGUUGCUACAGACGCAGCCAACAGCUUCAACACCACGGAGCGCAGUAUGAGGCACAGCACAGAAGGGACACCAAUGUUCUGGUGUACAUUAAGAGGAGACUGGCCAUGUGUUCUAGAAAGCUGGGACGAACCAGAGAAGCUGUCAAAAUGAUGAGAGACUUAAUGAAGGAGUUCCCUCUCCUCAGUAUGUUCAAUAUCCAUGAGAACCUGCUGGAGUCGCUGCUAGAGCUACAGAACUACGCAGACGUACAGGCCGUACUAGCCAAGUACGACGAUAUUAGUUUACCCAAAUCUGCAACAAUAUGCUACACAGCAGCUUUGCUCAAAGCCAGGGCGGUAUCGGACAAGUUUUCUCCAGAGGCAGCGUCGAGGCGAGGGUUGAGUACAGCAGAGAUGAAUGCUGUAGAAGCCAUACACAGAGCUGUGGAGUUCAACCCACACGUCCCCAAAUACCUGUUAGAAAUGAAAAGUUUAAUACUGCCCCCAGAGCACAUUCUGAAGCGAGGGGACAGUGAGGCCAUAGCCUACGCCUUCUUUCACCUGCAGCACUGGAAGAGGGUGGAGGGGGCCCUUAACCUGCUCCACUGUACCUGGGAGGGCACUUUUAGAAUGAUCCCGUACCCUCUGGAGAAAGGCCACCUCUUCUACCCAUACCCCAUCUGCACCGAGACCGCAGACAGAGAGCUGUUACCAACAGUGUUUCAUGAGGUGUCGGUGUACCCUAAGAAGGAACUGCCAUUCUUCAUCUUGUUCACGGCUGGUCUCUGCUCCUUCACCGCCAUGCUGGCCCUCCUCACACACCAGUUCCCCGAGCUCAUGGGAGUCUUCGCUAAAGCUUUUCUUAGCACCCUGUUUGCUCCUCUGAACUUCAUCAUGGAGAAAGUGGAGAGCAUCCUGCCAUCCAGUCUGUGGCACCAGCUCACACGCAUCUGACAGUGACCAGCCCCGACCGGACUUGACUGACACACUUUGUGCCAAUAAUCYUGGAUUAGACGGACAGUGAGGAUGGAUUGGAAGAGAAAGAAGAAAAGGGAAACAUGGCGUUCUGAAUUGCUUUUGACUUUAUUUGAUAUGUUUUCAUUUUGUCUUCAAAUCUCAUGUAAAACCGUUUUUUUGUUGUACAAAAAAAAAAGGUGAUCAAUUGUCAUCAUUAAAAAAGUGGAAAAAGA
Molecule: messenger RNA, 2625 nt
Organism: Salvelinus sp. IW2-2015
Lineage: Eukaryota; Metazoa; Chordata; Actinopteri; Salmoniformes; Salmonidae
Source: RefSeq, a predicted model, not a curated record